This is a messenger RNA of Impatiens glandulifera, 3882 nucleotides long. RefSeq names its product protein EXPORTIN 1A. Gene Ontology annotation, biological process: ribosomal small subunit export from nucleus; ribosomal large subunit export from nucleus; protein export from nucleus. The record is from RefSeq and is a predicted model, not a curated record. The transcript has 32 exons. NCBI's taxonomy places the organism in Eukaryota, Viridiplantae, Streptophyta, Magnoliopsida, Ericales, Balsaminaceae. Bases 185 to 3409 code for a protein of 1074 amino acids. Gene Ontology annotation, cellular component: nucleus; cytoplasm. Gene Ontology annotation, molecular function: nuclear export signal receptor activity; small GTPase binding.
UCAAGCUGUCUUCCGUCUUUCCAGAACGGCACUCUCUCUUACCGCUGUCUAUAAACGCUUUCGAGCUAGGGUUUUCCGGAAUACGUUCUCUCUUAUAUAUAUUUCUAGGUUUUUGUUUUUUUUCAACAACUGUUAUCUCUGCUCUUCUUAGGGUUUAUCUGUGUUAUUUUUAAUUUCCUCCACCAUGGAGAAGCUUAGAGAUUUGAGUCAGCCGAUGGACGUCGCCUUGCUAGACGCUACCGUCGCUGCCUUCUACGGCACUGGAUCUAAAGAAGAGAGGGCUGCUGCUGAUCAUGUUUUGAGGGACUUGCAAAACAAUCCAGAAAUGUGGCUUCAAGUGGUUCAUAUUCUGACGAAUGCGCACAAUUUGAAUACCAAAUUUUUUGCUUUGCAGAUUUUGGAAGGUGUGAUUAAGUAUCGAUGGAAUGCAUUGCCUGAUGUACAACGUGAUGGGAUGAAAAACUACAUAUCCGAAGUCAUUGUAAAGUUAUCAAGUGACGAGGGUUCAUUUCGCCGGGAAAGAUUGUAUGUCAACAAACUGAAUAUUAUAUUGGUUCAGAUCUUAAAACAUGAGUGGCCUGCAAGAUGGCGAAGUUUCAUUCCUGAUCUUGUUGCUGCUGCAAAAACGAGUGAAACUAUUUGUGAAAAUUGCAUGGCCAUACUGAAACUUUUGAGUGAAGAAGUUUUUGAUUUCUCAAGGGGUGAAAUGACCCAACAAAAGAUCAAAGAGUUGAAACAGUCAUUAAAUAGUGAGUUUCAGCUCAUCCACGAGCUAUGCAUGUAUGUCUUGUCAGCAGCAUCACAGAGAACUGAGCUUAUAAGGGCAACACUUGCCACUUUACAUGCUUUUCUGUCCUGGAUUCCUUUGGGUUAUAUAUUUGAAUCCCCAUUGCUUGAGACACUCUUAAAUUUCUUACCUGCGCCGUCAUAUCGGAACCUUACCCUUCAAUGCUUGACUGAGGUUGCUGCUCUUAGUUUUGGAGAUUUCUACAACGUGCAAUAUGUCAAAAUGUAUAAUGUAUUCAUAGUGCAACUACAGACAAUACUUCCUCAUAAUACAAAUGUACCUGAUGCUUAUGCCAAUGGUUCUAGUGAGGAGCAGGCAUUUCUUCAGAAUCUGGCACUCUUUUUCACCUCAUUUUAUAAGGCUCAUAUUCGCGUGCUAGAGUCUUCUGCGGAGAACGUGUCGAUGCUUCUAAUGGGCCUGGAGUAUCUGAUUAGUAUUUCUUACGUGGAUGACACUGAGGUUUUCAAGGUUUGCCUGGACUACUGGAACUCAUAUGUACUUGAGUUGUUUGGCGCACAUCAUAAUCUGGAUAAUCCUGCAAUGACUGCUAACAUGAUGGGACUUCAGAUGCCAUUUCCUGGAAUUGUUGACGGUAUUGGUUCACAACUACUACAGCGGAGACAACUAUAUGCUGGAAUAAUGUCCAAGUUGAGGUUGUUAAUGAUAUGCCGCAUGGCUAAGCCCGAGGAAGUUCUGAUUGUUGAGGAUGAGAAUGGCAAUAUAGUCCGUGAAACAAUGAAGGACAAUGAUGUUCUUGUUCAAUAUAAGAGCAUGCGGGAGACUCUUAUUUACUUGGCAAACCUUGACCAUGAAGACACAGAGACACAGAUGCUGAAGAAACUAAGCAAGCAACUCAGUGGUGAGGAUUGGACAUGGAACAACUUAAAUACAUUAUGUUGGGCAAUUGGCUCAAUAUCCGGGUCCAUGGUGGAGGAGCAGGAGAACAGAUUUUUAGUUAUGGUGAUCCGUGAUCUACUCAAUCUCUGUGAAAUAACAAAAGGAAAAGACAAUAAAGCUGUGAUUGCCAGUAACAUUAUGUAUGUUGUUGGGCAAUAUCCUAGAUUUCUUAGAGCUCACUGGAAAUUCUUGAAGACAGUUGUCAACAAGUUAUUUGAGUUCAUGCAUGAAACACACCCUGGGGUUCAGGACAUGGCCUGUGAUACUUUCCUGAAAAUUGUUCAGAAGUGCAAAAGGAAAUUUGUGAUUGUGCAGGUUGGGGAAAACGAGCCAUUUGUGUCUGAACUUUUGACAAGUCUUCCCACAACAAUUGCUGAUCUAGAGCCACACCAGAUCCAUACUUUCUAUGAAUCUGUUGCUCAGAUGAUACAAGCAGAAUCAGACCCUCAGAAAAGAGAUGAUUUUUUGCAGAGACUAAUGGUGCUUCCCAAUCAGAAAUGGACUGAAAUUAUAGCACAAGCACGCCAAAGAGUGGAUUUUCUGAAAGAUCUGGAUGUUGUUAGGACUGUUCUUAAUAUAUUGCAGACAAAUACCAGCGCUGCCACUUCACUUGGAUCAUAUUUCUUAUCGCAAAUUACCAUGAUCUUUUUGGACAUGCUUAAUGUGUACAGGAUGUAUAGUGAGCUUAUUUCUACAACCAUUGCAGAAGGAGGUCCCUAUGCGUCCAAAACCUCCCAUGUAAAACUCUUGCGUUCUGUUAAGAGGGAAACCUUGAAGCUCAUUGAGACAUUUUUGGACAAGGCUGAAGACCAACCACAAGUUGGAAAACAAUUUGUACCCCCCAUGAUGGAUCCCGUCCUUGGUGAUUAUGGAAGAAAUGUUCCUGAUGCCAGGGAAUCAGAAGUCUUAUCCCUUUUUGCAACAAUAAUAAACAAGUACAGAGGUGCAAUGACAGAUGAUGUGCCCCGCAUCUUUGAAGCUGCUUUCCAGUGCACACUGGAGAUGAUCACUAAAAAUUUUGAAGACUAUCCUGAGCAUCGGCUGAAGUUCUUCUCAUUGCUCCGUGCAAUAGCAACACACUGUUUUCCAGCAUUGAUUCAUUUGUCAAGUCAGCAAAUGAAGCUUGUUAUGGACUCCAUAAUAUGGGCUUUCAGGCACACAGAAAGGAACAUUGCUGAGACAGGAUUAAAUCUUUUGUUGGAGAUGCUAAAAAACUUCCAGGGUUCAGAGUAUUGCAAUCAAUUUUAUCGCUCUUACUUUGUGACAAUAGAACAAGAAAUAUUUGCUGUUCUGACGGAUACAUUUCAUAAGCCUGGGUUCAAGUUGCAUGUCUUAGUACUCCAGCACUUAUUUUGUCUGGUGGAGUCUGGUUCAUUGACAGAACCAUUAUGGGAUUCAUCGACUGUUACACUUCCCUAUCCAAAUAAUGGAAUGUUUGUUCGUGAAUACACCAUCAAACUUUUGGGUACAUCAUUCCCAAACAUGACUACAACUGAGGUGACGCAAUUUGUCAAUGGACUUUUUGAAUCAAGGAAUGAUUUUGCAUCGUUCAAGAAUCAUAUACGAGACUUUCUUGUGCAGUCAAAAGAGUUUUCUGCUCAGGACAACAAGGAUCUGUAUGCAGAAGAAGCAGCAGCUCAGAGGGAGAGGGAAAGACAAAGAAUGCUUUCAAUUCCUGGGCUGAUUGCACCGAGCGAGAUACAAGACGAGAUGGUGGACUCGUAGAAAGGGCGAGGCUAAUUUUGAUUUGCAUGAUUUUUAUGUAAUCAAUAUCAUCACCAUGGUCUGAGUUGAGAGUUGUGUAGGCAGUGCAAUGGAGAAUAGGCAUUUAAGGAAAAUAUUUGGGUUUUAUUUUUCUCAAAAUCUUCCAUUUGUUUGAACAUGUGGAUCAUGAAGGGUGGUGUUCUACUGGUGCAGAGGGAUCUGACAACUAAUGAAUGUUGGCUUGUAGAUUAUUACUACUAUUAUUAUUAUUAUUAUUUGGUAGUGUUUCUUCUUCUAAUGCUAGGAAAACAAAAUUAUAGCAGGACGUAACUGUUUGAUCAUCAUAUGGAGGAGUUGGAUAACAUUUUGGUUGAAUGUUAGCAAAAGUGGGGUGUGUUCUGUGUGUGUUAUGCACAUCAAAUUUAUGCAUUUAUUGAAGAUGUCAUCAACAUCAUCAUUAUGUGUUUAAUAUUAUGAUCUAACAUUAAAGUUUA